AUGAAUCCUUCCAUUCCACCUUCGACUGCUGAGUACGGUGGAGACGAGAUAUCGGCGAUUGUUCUCGACCCUGGUUUUUCGACGACACGCGCAGGGUUUGCGGGCGAAGAUACACCGAAAUCAGUGAUCCCCACAUAUUACGGGAAAUACAACUAUGAAGGGCAAGAUAAGCUUGUCUUCGGCGACGACAUCUUUGUUACUCCCCGGCCCGGUUUAUCGAUCCACAACCCUAUGGGAAGAGAUGGAAUCGUGGAGGAUUGGGACAUGGCGGAGAAAGUGUGGGAGUACUCGUUCACAUCGCGAUUGACCGGUGCGAAGCCCGGGAAUCCAUUCCAAAACGGUCUGAACGAUGUCCCCAGCGGCGAACUUCCUACGGAGAUGGAGGGGGUCGAAUUGGAGGAGAAGCCUCUUGCGGACAGCCCGCUCCUCAUGACCGAGUGUGGCUGGAACCCUACGAAAGCGCGGGAGAAGACCGUCGAGAUUGCAAUGGAAAAAUGGGGGACGCCGGCUUUCUACCUGGCGAGAAACGGUGUGCUUGCGGCCUUCGCUGCUGGCAAGGCCUCUGCUUUGAUCAUCGACAUUGGCGCUUCAAAUAUCUCCGUGACUCCUGUUCAUGACGGAAUGAUCCUGAAACGCGGCGUGCAACACUCCCCCCUUGGCGGCGACUACAUCUCGUCGCAGGUCCGCGCCUUGUUCAAAAGCAACUCCCCGCAGCCCAUCACCGUCACCCCUCACUAUCUCAUCUCCUCCAAGACAGCUGUCGAAGCUGGUCAGCCCGCACAAGCUAAGUACAAAACAUUCCCUGCGGAUAAGGCACCGGACGUCUCCUACCGCGCCCUCAUGGAAGAGCGGACGUUGGCCGAGUUCAAGGAGUGUGUCGUCCAGGUGUGGCCGGGGCCCAACAAGCUCUCUGCCACCGGGUCGAACGGAGUCUCAAACGAAGAGCUUGCGAGAAGCAGCCCCGGAAGACCAUUCGAGUUCCCCGACGGCUAUAACCAGGUAUUCGGUAUCGAUCGGUACAGGGUGGUGGAAUCGCUGUUCGACGCCAAAGCCGCCAUCCCGGAUCCCGAGUCGGCGUUCCCACCGCCCACACAGGCGCAGACUGUGCCGGAACUGAUCAAGGCUGCUCUGAACGGCGUCGACGUCGAUGUGCGUCCGCACCUGCUGGCGAACGUCGUCGUCACGGGUGCAUCAAGCUUACUGUAUGGCUUCACCGAUCGCCUGAACCAGGAGCUCCUGCAGAGUUUCCCCGGGCCCAGAGUAAGGAUCUCCGCGCCUGGGAACACUUCCGAGCGGAAGUUCGGCUCAUGGGUGGGAGGAAGCAUCCUGGCGAGCCUGGGAACCUUCCACCAGAUGUGGAUCUCGAAGAAAGAGUACGAGGAGCAUGGCCCGAACAUCGUUGAAAAGCGCUGCAAGUAG
Messenger RNA from Aspergillus clavatus NRRL 1, 1419 nucleotides. Its product is annotated as actin family protein. The coding region runs from base 1 to 1419 and encodes 472 amino acids. Gene Ontology annotation, biological process: regulation of transcription by RNA polymerase II. Gene Ontology annotation, cellular component: NuA4 histone acetyltransferase complex; SWI/SNF complex. The record is from RefSeq and is a predicted model, not a curated record. Gene Ontology annotation, molecular function: chromatin binding. NCBI's taxonomy places the organism in Eukaryota, Fungi, Ascomycota, Eurotiomycetes, Eurotiales, Aspergillaceae. The transcript has 3 exons.